This is a messenger RNA of Eucalyptus grandis, 958 nucleotides long. RefSeq lists its product as uncharacterized. The transcript has 4 exons. The record is from RefSeq and is a predicted model, not a curated record. Bases 160 to 768 code for a protein of 202 amino acids. Lineage: Eukaryota; Viridiplantae; Streptophyta; Magnoliopsida; Myrtales; Myrtaceae.
UUACGUCAAACUGCCGCCCGCCUUGCGUAAUCUCCCCCCGCAUUUAGGCCCGGGGAUUCCACGGUUGACUUGCCCAGUCGUUCGAUACUCUCUCGCCCGCACGCUCGCUAUCUCGCUUGCGACGGCAUCCAAUCCCGGUCGCCGCUGUUUCCAUCAAGAAUGGGCGUUUCGAUGAAGCAGACGGCGGUGAUUGUGGGCACUUUGGGUACGCUGUCCUUCAUCUUUGGAGUGAUUGCUGAGAAUAAGAAGCCUGCAUCUGGAACUGUGAUUACCGGUAAAGAUGUCGUAAUUUGCAAGUUUCCGUCUGACCCCACUGUUGCUCUUGGGUAUUUGUCCUUUGCAUUCCUUUUGUUGUGCACCGUGGCGGGCUAUUGGUCUCUGUUUUACCCGUACAAGGGAAGGUCCGUCCCUCAAUCAGUUUUUUUCCGGAAUACUAGCUUCGUCAUCUUCUUCAACAUUGCCUUGUUUGUGGGGGGAUUGGCAGCGGCGAUGCUGUUAUGGCCGACAAUUACCGAGCAGCUGCACCAGGUCCGCAAUGUUCACAAGAACCCCAGCUACGAAUGCCCCACGGCCAAGACUGGUCUAUUGGGUGGUGGAGCAUUUCUGUCCCUUGAUUCGGCUCUCUUCUGGCUGGUCGCCCUUAUGCUAGCGGACAACACCCGUGAGGAUUUCUUUGACGAGGUUGAUGAGCCCCGUAAGGAUGGUGAUCAGGGUGAGGCUCUCACAAGUGAAUAUGAGGUGGAUGGGCAUAUAAAGGGGGUAGCCUAGUAAGUGUGAUCGGUAGGAAGGAUUAGGCGAGUACAAAAACUCUGUUAUUCAUAUAAAGCAGCAGCUUUAGGCCUCUGGGGAUGCUGUGAAUGUCAGUUGCUACUUAAGCUGUGGUCAUUGACCUUGGGACUGUUUUCUUAAUGUUUAAAAUGCUGUGGGUUUAAUGGUUAUAUGGAGCGUGUUCUCUCUA